AGUAGCUGGUGCAGUAGUUGCUGGUGCAGUAGUUGCAUUCACUAAUUGCAGUGGUUUCGUAGUUUUUGUAUUUUUGUUAUAAAACAUGUAAUAGAAUGUAUGGAAUUACAUAUAAUAAAAAUAGUUCUAAUCAUUAUGACAAUAGAAAGCUGUCAUUCUAAUUAAUUUCGUUCGUGUACUCGAAAUAAAUGAAAUAGUUUGUUGAUAUAAAUACUAAAAAGAAGAACAAUUUAACCUCACUUUUUAAUGAUUGACAUAUAUAUGUGUAAUUGUAAUUAUGGCAAAAGUUAUUAAGAAGAAAACAAAAUUGAAGAGAUUAUCUACUAAAGAAGAAUUGGAGCUUUCUGAUAAAUCGGAAUUAAUAGAUAAAAUAUUACGAUUAGAAGCUUACAAUGCGCAACUUCAAACGAUACUUAGAAAAAAUGAGACUAAACAAAUGGAGCAAACGAAAUGUUUUAAUGGGACUAAAAAGCAGUUUGAUUUUACAAAGUGUCAUAAAAGGCAUGUUUUAUUAAAAUUUUACUACUUAGGUUGGGAUUACGAUGGUUUUAUAUGUCAAGAGGGAAGUAGUAAUACUGUUGAAGAUUAUUUAUUUGUUGCUUUAAUUAAAAGUUGCUUUAUAGAGUCUCGUGAAAAAUCAAAUUAUCAUCGUUGUGGUAGAACAGAUAAAGGUGUCAGUGCUUUCUCUCAAGUUAUUAGUUUAGACAUACGCAGCAAAUUGGAACCCGAGAAGCAAAAUGAUUUACAAAAUGAAUUGCCAUAUUGUAAGAUAUUAAAUCGUUUACUUCCUCAAAAUAUAAAAUGCAUAGCUUGGAGUCCAGUUCCUAGUGAUUUUUCCGCUAGAUUUAAUUGUAAAAAUAGGACGUAUAAAUACAUUUUUCCUCGAGGAAAAUUAAAUAUCGACGCUAUGAAUAAAGCAGUUAAAUAUACUAUAGGAUCACAUGACUUUCGUAAUAUUUGUAAAAUGGAUGUUGCUAAUGGCGUAGUCAACUUUGAAAGAAGAAUAAUUGAUGCUACAGUCUCGGUAAAACAAAAUGAUUAUACACAAAAUUCGGGAUACGAUAUGUGCGAAUUAAAAAUAACAAGUCAUGCUUUCCUUUGGCAUCAGAUACGUUGUUUAAUGGGAGUAUUAUUAUUAGUAGGUAAAGAAAAAGAAAAACCAGAAAUUAUUUUGAAAUUACUUGAUAUCAAUAACAAUCCUUGCAAACCUCAAUACAAUCUAGCUUGUGAAAUUCCCUUAAAUCUUUAUCAUUCCGAGUAUGAAAAUAUCAAAUGGUUCUACGACGAAAAAGAUCUUAUAAACGUUAUAAAAAUUUUGCAAAAAGAUUGGUCAAUAAACGCUGUGAAAUCGGCAAUGAUCAAAGACAUGCUAAUGGAUUUAGAAAGUAUUCAAAAUUGUUCAGAUACAACAUUUCAAGAUAAUUGUUUACUUCUUGGUGUGAAUUCAAAAGUUUAUCAACCUUUAAUGGAAAGAAUUACUUGCGAAAGUUUAGAAAAUAAGAUAAAACAUUACGAGAAAAAGCAUAAAUUAGAAUCAAUGAAUUUAAGUAGUACGUAAUACCGAAAUGAUUGCGAAUGUAUUGGUAAGGAAUAUAAUCUUUAAAAUCAAAAUAAUUCAGCCAAAUACAAUCAUAUCUAUUUUCAACGUGCCAAAUUUGUUCCUUUACACUUGAUAAAUAUAGAUUGUUUGUUAUAUUAUUUUUUACAUUUUAAGAUUGACAAUUGAUGUAGUGUUAUUAAAAAUGUCAGGGGAAGUUUCUACUUGCAGUAAAAUUAUCAAAAAUGUUGUAGUAGCUCCACAAAACUAUAAAGAAAAGAUUUAUUUAAUAAGUUUCUUAAUAACCAUAAGUCGAAUAUUUUGAUAAUAAUUUAAUCUGGAAGAAAUACCUGACGAAUAAAAUUAUAACCGUAUUCGUAAAAACCAAAUGCGGAAAAGUUCACUCGUUUAUAAUUUAUUUCGGAUAUAAAUUGAAAAACCUUAAAAGAAUACAAUUUAAAUAUUAUAAUAAAAGUGUCGGGGAAAUAAGCUUAGUUGUUUAAAAAUAUUUAUCAAUUUUUACCCGAUAAAUACCAGAUAUAAAGAAAAAUAUUUUCAAUUGAUAAUAACUUACCUCGGCGCGUGUCUUUAAACAAAGAAAAUCCAUUACUUUUUGAAUAAGUAUUUGUGUCCUAUUUGCCUGUUAUUAUCAAUAAUUUAUUAAACUAAAUAGAUUUUAUGUCUAUUUAUUUAUUCUUUUUUAAUAUAUAUCAAGUGUUCUAUAUUUUAUAAUUACCUCAACUUUUACUAUUUCGCAUGUAUAGUUAAUAGAAAAUAAUUUUAUGAAAUAAAACGAAUUCCAUACAAGAAUGUUAAAGACAUUUGCUAUCUUGCAAUCCGAAGUACCUGGAUCGGUAAGUGUCGUAUACAAUUCGCCAAUUAAGCCUAUUCCGGCAAUAAAGAAAGAUAUCAUCUCUAAUAACAUCGGUAUUUCAAAUAUUGUAUUCAGAUUAUUACAAAUCCUACUUAAUUCCAGAUGAAUAUGCCUGUGUAUGAAAGUAAUGAUUAAUUUCAUAGAUAAAUAUUUAUAAAAAUAAAUACAAUUUUAUUAAUUUUCUUUAUAGAUCAUAUUAAACUGAAAUUCAUAGUACAAAUUUAAUGCAAAUCUAGUUUGUAUAUUAGUUUUACACUGCUUUACAUUGAUAUCCAAAUGUCGUAAUCCUCCAAAUUCGUUUUCAUUACAUUAGAACAAUAUGUUGUACUGGUCAUAUGGUCUUCAAACAUAUUUCUCGAGCGAUCUUUAAUCUGGCAACGUUCAAUUAUAUAUUCAUUUAAUUUACGAAAUCUAUCUUUUUGAUACCUGCAUUUAAAUAUUAUGUUAAAUAAUUAACGGAAUUAUGUUCUCGUUUAUUAUAUUGUAUACGUACAAUAAAAAAAUGGUGAAUGUAAGAUCCAGAAUUGUGUUGAUAUGAAGAGAAUGAUUAGUUAUGCAUAAUACCAUAAUUUGGAUAAUACCGUAUUUCGAAGAUAGUGUUAUGUCACAAAUGUUUAAUAAGAUAAAUGAUAUGAGCCAUCCCAAAACGACGAGUACCAUUAAUUUCCGUAUUUUUGUAUAUUCCAUUUGAAAACCAAGCUCUUUUAAAGUAUCAUCGAGCACGGACAUCUUCUUCAAACAUUUUACAAGAUU
Polistes canadensis is the source of this 3164-nucleotide messenger RNA. RefSeq names its product tRNA pseudouridine(38/39) synthase. Gene Ontology annotation, cellular component: nucleus; cytoplasm. The record is from RefSeq and is a predicted model, not a curated record. Gene Ontology annotation, biological process: mRNA pseudouridine synthesis; tRNA pseudouridine synthesis. The coding region runs from base 278 to 1558 and encodes 426 amino acids. The transcript has 6 exons. Gene Ontology annotation, molecular function: RNA binding; pseudouridine synthase activity. Lineage: Eukaryota; Metazoa; Arthropoda; Insecta; Hymenoptera; Vespidae.